This is a messenger RNA of Closterium sp. NIES-65, 2010 nucleotides long. The record is from the annotation of a GenBank genome assembly. Lineage: Eukaryota; Viridiplantae; Streptophyta; Zygnematophyceae; Desmidiales; Closteriaceae.
AUGAUUGAUUGCAUGGCAUUAUGGCAUCAUCAUCACAUGUGCUCCCGCGUGUAUAUCCGUCAUUCCCUAUGUAUGUUGCCAUGUCAGCAGGUGUUGGAGCAGCACGGCAGGGACGAGUCAUACCACGAGGCUGUGCCACCAGACGCGGUCGCAUUCGCCCGCUCCACCCACCAAGUGCAACAGCUGGUAACCGCGUGCGCUCCUGCAUGCCCGUUAUCCCCUAUGUUACCAUGUCAACAACAGGUGUUGGAGCAGCAUGGCAGGGACGAGUCAUACCACGAGGCUGUCCCACCAGACGCGGUCGCAUUCGCCCGCUCCACCCACCAAGUGCAACAGCUGGUAACCGCGUGCGCUCCUGCAUGCCCGUUAUUCCCUAUGUUACCAUGUCAACAACAGGUGUUGGAGCAGCAUGGCAGGGACGAGUCAUACCACGAGGCUGUCCCACCAGACGCGGUCGCAUUCGCCCGCUCCACCCACCAAGUGCAACAGCUGGUAACCGCGUGCGCUGCCGCCCGCGUGCCCGUCAUUCCCUAUGGCGCCGGCACGUCUUUGGAAGGCCACGUGGCAGCGCUCUGUGGAGGCGUCUCCAUUGACCUGUCGCAGAUGAAUGAGGUGGUGGAGGUACAUGCAGAGGACAUGGACUGCAGGGUGCAGGCAGGGGUGACACGUCAGCAGCUCAACCACCAUCUGCACGACUCGGGCCUCUUUUUCCCCGUUGACCCAGGCUCGGAAUGCACCAUAGGGGGGAUGACAGCAACAAGAGCUUCAGGCACCAAUGCUGUUCGGUACGGCACGAUGCGAGAGGCAGUGCUGGGGGUCACUGCAGUGCUGCCCAACGGGCAGAUCAUAAAAACGGGCAGCCGAGCACGAAAGUCCUCCUCAGGCUACGACUUAACUCGCCUGAUUGUGGGGAGCGAGGGCACACUGGCUGUUGUCACCGAGGUGGCUCUUCGCCUGUAUCCCCAACCCGAGGCUGUCUCAGCUGCUGUCUGCCCCUUCACCUCCAUUGCUGGUGCUGUGGAUGCGGUGAUAGAGACCAUUCAAAGCGCCAUCCCCGUCGCACGCAUAGAGCUCCUGGACGAGGUUCAGGUAGAUGCAGUGAAUCGCUACUCCAAGACGCACCUGCACCCAAGCCCCACGCUCUUCUUUGAGUUCCACGGCACUGCGGCUGCCGUGGAGGAGCAAGCCAAGCAGGUUUCGGAGAUUGCAUCUGGCAAUGGGGGGGCCUCGUUUGAGUGGUCGACGGCUCCUGAGGAGCGAUCCAAGCUCUGGGCUGCCCGCCACUCCGCCUACUAUGCUGCCUUGGCGCUCAGACCCAACAGCAAAGGCCUCCUAGCGGAUGUGUGUGUGCCUAUAUCACGUCUCACAGAGCUGGUGGUGCUGGCGAAGCAGCAGAUAGAGCAGGCUCAGCUGGUGGCGCCAAUAGUGGGCCAUGUGGGGGACGGCAACUUCCACGUGCUCUUCAUUGUCGAUCCGGACAAUAAGGAUGAGCUGGCAGCGGUCAAGCGAGUCAACGACAGUCUUGUGGCGCGUGCCAUUGCUGUGGGCGGCACAUGCAGCGGCGAGCACGGCGUGGGUCGGAGCAUGGGAGCGCAGCACUGGAUGCCAUGGCAGCUUUCAAGGCAGCCCUCUGUCUGCCCCUUCCUCCUUCCAUUAUCUUCAUCUCCUUCCAUCAUCUCCCUCCCCUUCCAUCAUCUCCCUCCCCUUCCAUCAUCUCCCUCCCCUUCCAUCAUCUCCCUCCCCUUCCAUCAUCUCCCUCCCCUUCCAUCAUCUCCCUCCCCUUCCAUCAUCUCCCUCCCCUUCCAUCAUCUCCCUCCCCUUCCAUCAUCUCCCUCCCCUUCCAUCAUCUCUCUCCCCUUCCAUCAUCUCUCUCCCCUUCCAUCAUCUCUCUCCCCUUCAUCAAUAAUUUCCCCCGAGCAGCUAUGGCAAGUUACCAUUCUUGGAGUCGGAGCAUGGGCGGGCAGCACUGGAAGCUAUGGCAGCACUCAAGGCAGCAUGGGACCCGCUUAA